Nicotiana tabacum (common tobacco) is the source of this 1278-nucleotide messenger RNA. NCBI's taxonomy places the organism in Eukaryota, Viridiplantae, Streptophyta, Magnoliopsida, Solanales, Solanaceae. The record is from RefSeq and is a predicted model, not a curated record.
AUGAAACAAUAUCAAAGAAGAAAUCGUUCCCUUCAAGCUCAAAACCCGCGAAUUCCAGAUCUACCCAACGAAAUCACUAUCGCUAUUCUAGCAAAAUUACCAGUGAGAUCCCUCUUAAGAUUCAAGAAUGUUUCUAAGCAAUGGCAAUCUUGGAUUUCAAACCCCGAAUCGGAUCUCUCAAAACAACGACGAAGAAGCUCAAAAGCGAUUUUCAAUCAAAAUGGAGGCUCCUUUCACUUGAUAAAUCCAAAGGAGGAUGACAAGUUCAACUUCCAGACUCUUGAGAAUCCUUUAUCGGAAAGCCGUAUUUACAAGGAUAAGUAUUCAAAGCCAUAUCUAAGAUUGUUGGGUUCUUGUGAUGGUCUCGUACUCAUAAGCGCGAACAAGCAUAUUUUCUUGUGGAAUCCUGCUACUCGAUUUUGCAACAAAGUGAUUGAACUCCACCUAUUGACAAGCGAUGAACAUGUUAUAAGUGCUGGGGGACUUUGUUUCGGCUCUUCCAAGAAUGAAUACAAGGUACUUUUCUACGUAUACAAUAAGUCCGUCUGUGAUACUGAUGGUGCUUAUGCUUUGGUUGCAAGUCUUAAAGACAAAAAGUGGAGACGCAUCGAUUGCCCCUGUGAUAUGUUCUCGGCCCGUGAUGGGAUCACAAUGCAUGGGCGGCUUCACUCUAGGGCAAAUCUGGACAACAACUAUUUUAACAUGCACGAGAAUUUAGUCGGAAGAUAUAAGGAUGAGCAUUUACGUUGGAAUCCCGAUAAUGAUAAUGAACCAAUGGAUGGUGAAGAAAGUGGUGAAUCAAAGUGGCAAAAUCACCGACUUUUUGGUCCUCGUAAAGAGGUAAUUUGUUUUGACGCCAUCUCAGAGAAGUUCCACUCGUUAUACAAAAACGAUAACGCUAUAGUUGGUUUAGGAGUUUUAAAUGAUUGUCUAUGUAUGACUUGCGUAGAAUUUGAUAAGCGUCUUGAGAUAUUGGUCAUGAAAGAGUAUGGAAGGAAGGAUUCAUGGACAUCGUUGUUUGUCAUAAGGAAUUCAGAAAUAACGCGUCCCUACAUAUUUUAUCGGUCUCUUUUCAUGUCGAAUAAUGGAAAAUUAGCAUUGAUAGUACGCCAUAAUGGUGUUGUUGCAUACUAUCCUAAGAAUGAUAGUAUGCAAGACAUUCUUGAGCUCAGAUACCAAAAUGAUAUAUCAGUCAUUACUUACGUGGAAAGCUUGAUCUCACCCAUAGAAUAUUACUGGAACGAGGAGCAACACAUAAAAGCAAAAGCAGAUCCAUGA